Molecule: messenger RNA, 1662 nt
Organism: Plenodomus lingam JN3
Lineage: Eukaryota; Fungi; Ascomycota; Dothideomycetes; Pleosporales; Leptosphaeriaceae
Biological process (GO): carbohydrate transport; transmembrane transport
Cellular component (GO): membrane
Molecular function (GO): carbohydrate:proton symporter activity
Source: RefSeq, a predicted model, not a curated record
AUGUGGAACCCAUGGCGCGAGAACUUGAAGGAAACCCCCAAAGAGAGUCUUAACUGGCGUCUCUGGUUUGGUGUCUUCGUCUUUGGUCUCAUGGGUGCAGCCCGUGGUAUUGAUGAAGGUCUCAUUGGUACUACUUCCGAACUCGAGCCCUUUAGAAACAAAUUCGGCCUCAACGAUGACGACAAAUCAAAGCACGAAAUCGCUGAACUGUUGUCCAACAUCACAUCCAUGGUACAAAUGGGCUCCAUCUUGGGAGCUCUUAUUGCCUUCUUCAUUACCGACCGAAUCGGUCGUCUUUGGGCCACUCGCCAGCUCUGUGUUGUCUGGAUCACCGGGAUCGUGAUCUUUCUCACCGCCGCAAAGACCGGUAGCAUUGGCCAGAUCUACGUGGGUAGAUUCAUUGCCGGUGUGGGUAUUGGACAGACGACCGUCGUAGCACCCACCUACCUUGCCGAGACCGCUCCCAGGGCUAUCCGAGGUCUUUGCGUCUGCGCUUUCUCUGGUUCCGUUUACAUUGGUAUUAUGCUUGCAUACUUCGCCACAUGGGGAGCGUCUCUUCACAUUGAGCCUACAGAUGCACAGUGGCUCAUCCCAAACAGCAUGCACUUGAUGUUUGCUGGUGUUAUCCUCACCCUCUCUUUCUUCGCUAAAGAGAGUCCACGUUGGCUCAUCAAGGUCGGUCGCCACGAGGAGGCCCUUGCAGGCCUGUCUCAGCUUCGUAACCUUCCUGGCGAUCAUCCCUAUGUCACCUCGGAGAUCAUCGACAUCAACGACCAAAUGAACCGUGAAAGGGAAGCCACAAUGGGCAUCAGCUGGCUCGGCCCAGUCAAAGAGCUCUUCACCAGCAAGGCAAACCUUUACCGUAUCCAACUGUCCAUCAUGUCGCAGCUGCUAUCACAGUGGUCUGGUGCCAAUUCAAUCACCAUUUACGCGCCCCAGUAUUUCGCAAUGAUGGGCACGACAGGUCAGAACGAGAAGCUGUACGCCACUGCGAUCUUCGGUGUUGUCAAGUUUGUCAGCAGUAUGCUCUGCGCCUUCUUCCUCAUCGACUUCUUCGGGCGUAAGCGCGCUCUCUCCACCGGUAUCACAAUCCAACUCCUAUCCAUGCUCUACAUGGCCAUCUUCCUGCUCGUCGACAACAACAUCGCGGACAAGAGCGUACCCCAGACCUCCAGCCAAAAGCAUGCAGCCAUGGGUGCCAUCGUCAUGAUCUACUUCUCCGGUUUCGGUUGGGCCCUCGGUUGGAACUCGAUCCAAUACCUCAUCAACUCUGAAAUCUACCCGCUGCGCCUCCGCGCGCUGGGUGGUUCCAUCGCCAUGACCUUCCACUUUGUCAACCAAUACGGCAACAGCAAGGCUGUGCCUCUCAUGUUCAUCUCCAUGACUACGGGCGGCACCAUGAUGUUCUUCUCCUGCGUCACCACCAUCGGUCUCAUGUGGGUCUACUUCUUCCUCCCCGAGACGACUGGAAAGAGUCUCGAGAGUCUUGACGAGAUGUUCAACCUGCCGUGGCAUGUUAUUGGACGCAAGGGUGCUGCCCUGACCCGCGGUACGGGCGGCAUGUCUGAGAUCCUAGAUACCUCGGGCGAGAAGGCGGCGACGGUUGAGAUGGAGAAUUCAGAUGUGCAUACGCAUACGCAUAGGGUGGAGCAGAAGGCAUGA